Messenger RNA from Striga hermonthica, 834 nucleotides. Lineage: Eukaryota; Viridiplantae; Streptophyta; Magnoliopsida; Lamiales; Orobanchaceae. The record is from the annotation of a GenBank genome assembly.
AUGGAUGAAGUUUUCUCUCAAAGCAAAAGAUUUUUCAAUUUGCCGAAGGAGGAAAAGAUGAAGCUUCUGAGGAAUGAGAAAACCCGAGGCUAUACCCCUGUUUUUGAUGAAGCUUUGGAUCGUGCCAAUCAGAUACAUGGGGACUAUAAAGAGGGAUACUACAUUGGAGUUGAAGUAUCUGAAGAUGACAUUGAUGAGCAGAAACCUUUUUAUUCACCAAACAUCUGGCCUAAUGAAGAUAUCUUGCCUGGAUGGAGGCAAACUAUGGAGAAGUAUCAUCAGGAGGCCCUCGAGGUGGCUAGAGCAGUUUCACGUUUAAUAGCCCUUGCACUUGACCUGAACAUCGAUUUUUUCGAUCAGCCUGAACUGCUUGGAAAUCCAAUCGCAACCUUACGACUGCUGCAUUAUGAAGAUCGAACUUCUGAGCCUGACAAGGGAAUAUUUGGAGCUGGUGCGCAUUCUGAUUAUGGUUUGAUUACCCUUUUGGCUACAGAAGACGUGGAUGGUCUUCAGAUAUGUAAAGACAAAGAUGCUAAACCUCAGAUCUGGGAGCAUGUACCACCAUUAAAAGGGGCCUUUAUAGUUAAUCUUGGUGAUAUGCUGGAACGCUGGAGCAACUGCAUGUUCAGAUCUACGCUUCAUCGAGUAUUGGGCAAUGGCUCGGAAAGAUACUCUAUAGCAUUCUUUGUUGAGCCGAGUCAUGAUUGCAUUGUUGAAUGCCUCCCGACUUGCCAGUCAGACAAGAACCCUCCGAAGUAUCCCCCAAUCAAAUGCAAAGAUUACCUGCGUCAGAGAUAUAAGGAGACUCACGCUGACCUCACUUCCUACAAAUAG